Messenger RNA from Dalotia coriaria, 1422 nucleotides. Its product is annotated as RIB43A-like with coiled-coils protein 2. The coding region runs from base 191 to 1297 and encodes 368 amino acids. The record is from RefSeq and is a predicted model, not a curated record. Lineage: Eukaryota; Metazoa; Arthropoda; Insecta; Coleoptera; Staphylinidae. The transcript has 8 exons.
UUUAAGUGUUCGUCGCUUGGAAACCAAACCCAUGACAUUGUUUGCAGCGGCGUCAUUUUCGAUAUUUUCUACUACACCGUUUUUACAUUACACACGUUUCUCUCCCGUGAUUUUCUUACUCUGCGUACACUUGCCAGGCCAUCAGAAACAGGAUAACAGAGUAAAAAAGGCGAAGUAAAAAGACGUAAAAAUGUUGAAUUUCGAGCUGUGCACGGAGACGGAGCGUCGUGAAGCCGCAGCGAUCGAACGCAGGCGAGCGCAGGAUGAAGAACGCAAGAAACGUAUUUUUGGACCAAAAGCAAAAAUAUUUAUUGAUCACGCUGCGCUAGAUGAGCAAAUUCAACAGAAAAUGAAUCGUGAUGCUGAAGAGAAAAAUAGAGAUGCUAUUUUUGACGAGCAUGCCAGACAAUUCGCGUUAAUGGCAAAGGAUCUUGAAGAGAAAGCAGCACUGGAACGUAAAAAACUCCAACAAGAAAUCAACGAGUUCCGUUUGAACUUCCAAACGAAAGCCUCGCGCCGGGAGGCCGACAUCAACGACGAACCGAUGCCGGCGCGCAUGUUUGACGACGAUCCAAGAUGCGGUCUGUCAUCGAUGCAAAAAUUUGAAGGCGAAGACAUUUACGCUCAAGAAAGACGUAAAAUUCAAGCGGAGCAAACAAAAGUCUGGCUCGAUCAACAGAUGGACGAAAAGGAGCGAGGCGAGCGCGAGAGGCGUGAGGCUGAGGAAGCCUAUAGGGAAGCUACAAGGGCACGAGAUCAGCAAGCACAAGAUUUAGAUAAGCUCGAAAAGGAAUGCAGGCAACGUCUUUCGCUCGCCUGCACCGACUACAACAAAGCGCUUGCUGAUGAGAGAGAUCGAAUGCGUAGAAUGCAACGUCGUGAAGAUGAACAGGACACUCUUGCGCACAAGUACAACGUAAUGAUGAGCGACAUGCUGCUGGAGGCGGCUGACAGUACCACCUCAGCCAAGUCGAAGGGCAAAGGGAUGUCUCGUAGUGAUAGGGUCGCACUAUUUGAAGAGCAAAAACAGCUGGCAAAGGAAGCGCGGGAACGAAAAGAAUUUGAAAAACGUCGUGAUAAAGAGUUUGCUGAAUAUGCCAACGGUGUUAACAUUACAGCAGCAGCAAUUGACAACGAUUUGAACCUUAAAAAACAAGAAUUAAGUCGGGUUAUAGCCGAAGAAAACUUGCGUUUAAGCAGGGAACAGCGUGAUAAAGAACUUUUCCUCAAGAAAGUGGUUUAUACAAACCGUCCAACCGAUGAAUUUUAUGAUCAAUUCAACAAAACUGCGCGAUAAAUGGUUUACAAUAUAUUUUUAUUGCUAACAAGCUGCAGACUCAAAAUUUACAAUAGUUAUCACAUUCAAUGUAUAUCAUUUUAUACUUUAUAUCAUUUUAUAUAAACUAUUUUGGCCCAAUCAGA